CGGAGAUCGGGAAAAGUGAUCGAGACGCCGCUCUAAGAGCCCGAUCCCCCACAAGCUCCGUCUGCUCCUCCGGUUUAAAAAAAAUAAACCCCCCCCGUCCCCUCCCCCGACGGGAACGAGGAAGAAACCGCGCCAAACCUCGACGCCAGGAUCCACCUGUGAGCCCCCAGCAUGGCCACCAUCACCUGCACGCGCUUCACCGAUGAGUUCCAGAUGUUUGAGGAACUGGGCAAGGGAGCCUUUUCAGUGGUGCGCAGGUGCAUGAAGGUCCUGUCAGGACAGGAGUACGCUGCCAAGAUAAUCAACACCAAGAAGCUGUCUGCCCGGGAUCACCAGAAGCUGGAGAGGGAAGCUCGCAUCUGCAGACUGCUGAAGCACCACAACAUCGUGCGACUCCAUGACAGCAUCUCAGAGGAAGGACACCACUACCUUAUCUUUGACCUGGUGACGGGAGGGGAGCUCUUUGAAGAUAUCGUGGCCCGAGAGUAUUACAGCGAGGCGGACGCCAGCCAUUGCAUCCAGCAGAUCCUGGAGGCCGUCCUGCACUGUCAUCAAAUGGGCGUCGUCCACCGAGAUCUCAAGCCGGAGAACCUGCUGCUGGCAUCGAAGUCCAAGGGGGCGGCGGUGAAGCUGGCGGACUUCGGCCUGGCCAUCGAGGUCGAAGGGGAGCAGCAGGCCUGGUUCGGCUUUGCCGGCACACCUGGCUACCUGUCUCCGGAGGUACUCAGGAAGGAUCCGUACGGGAAGGCUGUGGACCUGUGGGCAUGUGGUGUAAUUCUGUACAUCCUGUUGGUGGGAUACCCCCCGUUCUGGGACGAGGACCAGCACAGGCUAUACCAACAAAUCAAGGCUGGGGCCUAUGAUUUUCCCUCCCCAGAGUGGGACACUGUUACUCCUGAGGCGAAGGACCUCAUCAAUAAGAUGCUGACCAUCAACCCAGCAAAGCGCAUCACGGCCUCUGAGGCCCUCAAACACCCCUGGAUUUCGCACCGGUCCACAGUGGCCUCCUGCAUGCACAGACAGGAGACCGUGGAGUGCCUGAAGAAGUUCAACGCCAGGAGGAAGCUGAAGGGUGCAAUCUUGACCACCAUGCUGGCCACACGGAACUUUUCAGGAGCCAAAAGUGUGGGGAACAAGAAGAGCGAUGGAGUGAAGAAAAGGAAGUCCAGUUCCAGUGUGCAGCUGAUGGAAUCCUCAGAAAGCACCAACACCACCAUCGAGGACGAGGACUCUCGAGUGAGGAAGCAGGAGAUCAUUAAGGUGACAGAGCAGCUUAUCGAGGCCAUCAGUAAUGGAGACUUCGAGAGCUACACGAAGAUGUGCGAUCCCAGCGUGACGGCCUUCGAACCCGAGGCUUUGGGGAACCUGGUGGAAGGCCUGGAAUUUCACCGGUUCUACUUUGAGAACUUGUGGUCGAAGAACAGCAAGCCGGUGCACACCACCAUCCUGAACCCGCACAUCCACCUUAUCGGCGAGGAGGCGGCCUGCAUCGCCUACAUCCGCAUCACGCAGUACAUCGACUCCAGCGGCAUGCCGCGCACCGCCCAGUCCGAGGAGACCCGCGUCUGGCACCGCCGCGACGGCAAGUGGCAGAUCGUCCACUUCCACCGGUCCGGCACCCCCUCCGCCCUCACCAAAUAAAAUCACCCCCGGGUUGUGUUCUAAGGUUCAACACAAUUUGAGAGGAGGAGUGUCUCCAUGGUGCCGGUGACCAGCUGACUGAAGGGGGCGGGGCUGAGGGCCCAUCCUCUGCAUCUUUCAUCUUUUACUUGAAACCCCUGCGCACCCCUGCUCCACCAACGCAUAUGGUAUCAUCCAACCCCUGCACACCCCUGCUCCACCAAUGCAUAUGGUAUCAUCCAACCCCUGCACACCCCUGCUCCACCAAUGCAUAUGGUAUCAUCCAACCCCUGCACACCCCUGCUCCACCGAUGCAUAUGGUAUCAUCCAACCCCUGCACACCCCUGCUCCAUUAAUAAGAAUGGUAUCACCAAAACAAACAAACAAAAAAAACUAUCACUAACCUUGCUGCUGUACAUAUCUGAGCUUUAGCCCUGUCCAAAUAGUUUUGACUCUGCUUUAACCUUUCAUUCGUUAGGCGCAUGGAUAUUUACAACAAGGUUUUUCUUUUCCGCUACAGUUUUUGAGCUUUAUUAAUAUUCAGAACUUGUGUGAAUUACCAUGCACGAUUACCAGUGACCCUGUUUUAGGGUUGCUACCAAUAUUUUCACUGGUUCUGUUGUGACAUUUAGGAAAUGGACUUGUGCUACAGAUGGAGAUAACGUUUAAAAACAAGGGACUACUCUAAACUCUAAACGCUUUGAUCCGACGGAGACAAUGGAUAAUCACUUAAUUUUCAUGUCCUCCCCGUAAGCUUACCUUCCAGUUGACUGCAAUGGUCAUUUCCAUUACUGUACCUAGCAUGAGCCAAUUUACUGUAAACUGCAGUAUUUUUUUUGUCACUAAGUGUACUAUAUCACAGUUUAUAUAUUAUGUAUAUGGAAGCCCUGGUAUAUGUUUCCCAUAUCUCAUUUAAUGUGCACCAGUCAGACUUUUGAUUAUGGCGUAUGGUCUGAAACCACAUGAGUAAAAUGGGCCUCAAUCUUAUUAUGCAGGAUCCUGGCAGUAUUAGGCCCAAGUGUUUGGUCCAACAGAAAAGUGGGUCAGUCUAUGAUUCUGCGUUUCCCAAAACACAAUUAAGUCCAUCAUAUAAAAGCAAAAAAAAAGAGAAAUGAUUCAAAUUGAUGCAAUACACCAUUGUGGUCAUUUUUGUAAACAUUAUGGGUAUAUAUUUUUAGAAUAUUUGUGCGACAGUGUUUUCAUAUAUAGAUGUUGUUUUUUUUUUUUUGUUUUUUUUGAUAAUUCAGUGGCACCCCUAUGAAGCUUCAGGCCCGGGACAAAAUCUACUGGGAGGGCCGCUCUCAAAAUAUUUUGUGACAGAAAAUUGUUACGCCCCCAUAGCCUGGGCCCCCCCCUCAGGCCCCAGUUGCCCCCCCCUUUCUGCAGCCCUGCAGGACUGUCUCUCAAUAUUAGUAAAUCGUUACAGCACUGGACAUGGCCUAAUUUAUUAUUAUUUUUCACCAGGUAUGAAAGGUUUGAAACAUUGGAAUGAAACCACACUUCCUACAGUGAUUUACAGAGUUUAGAGAGAGAGAGAGAGAAAUAGGUCAUUUCUAUUUCUUUGAUUCUGACAUUAUUUUGUGGAAGACAGGGGUAUUUUUAUAUAGCAUAUGUUGCAUUUGUAUAUUAAUUUUCUUUUUUUCAUUGGUGUGAAAAUGUAUACAGAGACUUUCAUGUAAGAACUUCCAUUAGACAAGGUUGUGGUGUUUAUUGAAUGUUUACUCUUAGGUGUAAGGUAACUCUUCCAGGUAUUUGGCACAUGGAUUGUUUAAAAUGUCACACCAGAAGUAUUUCUCUUCUCUGUGUACAAAAAGGGAUAGCAAAAAAACAAACAAACAAAAAAAAAAAACCCAAAAAAUAAUUGUCUUAAUAUUUUGGUCUCAAAAGAAGUUGUUUUGCUUGGAUUGGAGCAUGCAGUUUGUACCGAUUGUAUGUGUUUUUUUAGAACUAUUUAAUACAUAUAUAUAUUCACAAUACUGUUAUAUUGCACAAGUAAUUUUGACAGGCGAACAAAAUGCGGAUGAACUUUGAUGAUGAAUAUUAAUUUCUACUUUAAGCAUACUUGAGGGUAUUUAACUUCCUGCCCCGCUACAAAAAAAUAAUGAAAAUAAUUAAUUUUAUGAUUAUUAUCAUUAUUUUUUGUAAUCAUGGGACCAAAGUCAGAUUUAUUGACCUACAGCAGCUGGUGGUUUUGCUUUUUCACAUUUAUAUUUGCUUGCAUUUGCAAUGGGCAU
Messenger RNA from Anguilla rostrata (American eel), 3854 nucleotides. RefSeq names its product calcium/calmodulin-dependent protein kinase type II subunit alpha-like. The record is from RefSeq and is a predicted model, not a curated record. Bases 172 to 1641 code for a protein of 489 amino acids. NCBI's taxonomy places the organism in Eukaryota, Metazoa, Chordata, Actinopteri, Anguilliformes, Anguillidae. The transcript is spliced from 19 exons. Gene Ontology annotation, molecular function: ATP binding; calmodulin binding; calcium/calmodulin-dependent protein kinase activity. Gene Ontology annotation, biological process: protein phosphorylation.